Monopterus albus (swamp eel) is the source of this 2747-nucleotide messenger RNA. RefSeq names its product transporter 1, ATP-binding cassette, sub-family B (MDR/TAP) (gene tap1). The record is from RefSeq and is a predicted model, not a curated record. The coding region runs from base 156 to 2381 and encodes 741 amino acids. Gene Ontology annotation, molecular function: ATP binding; ATP hydrolysis activity; ABC-type oligopeptide transporter activity. Lineage: Eukaryota; Metazoa; Chordata; Actinopteri; Synbranchiformes; Synbranchidae. The transcript is spliced from 13 exons. Gene Ontology annotation, biological process: transmembrane transport. Gene Ontology annotation, cellular component: membrane.
GCACAGUCGCGGCUCGAUCGACGUCUGAGCAGGCUGCUGGCUGGGUGCUAUUAAAGUGUCAGUUUUAGUUUGCUGUGGAUAUUACAGAAGUCUUUCCAAGGUCUGAGACAACUAUCAAACAUCUGCCACUGCAAACCUGCUUCCUGUUGGAAACUAUGCAGAAAAUGAGCUACUUCUUCCCUCUGCUCUUCAUCUGCCUGGAUGUGUGUUUGGUGCACUCCAUCCGCCUGGCCCAGUUCUCACCUCACCUCCUCUCCCAUCCGUUCAUCACCCUGUGGGGAGGAGGGCUGGUCCGGGCCUGCCUCCUCAUGCUCGUCACCAAGACAUAUCCUGGAAGCUUGCCGUGGAUGAGCAGCUUCGAGGGGCUCCAGAGCUUAGGGGUGCUUUGCUUCCACUUCCCUGUGUACACCACUCUUCUCUGGGCACUGGGACAGUCCACCAUGGAGGAAGUCUUGGGGUGGCACUCCUGGGAAAAGGUGCUACAGGGUUAUGUUGUGACAGUAGUGGCCUGGAUCUACUGGAGUCGAUACGUGUCAUCCCUUUUACUCUCCUUCAGUGGAUACAUCUCGUCUCGGUUCACCAAGAUGCCCUCUGAGAAGCCCAAAGAGGGCACUGAUGCCAAUCUGAAGAGACUGAUGGAAUUCAUGCGGCCCCAUUUGUGGCGUUUUGUUGCUGUGCUUAUUCUUGUGGUUCUCUCUUCUUAUGGUGAGAUGGCUGUUCCUCAGUACACUGGUCGUGUGGCUGACUGGAUCAUAAACGAAGAAGCACCUGAUGCAUUCUCAGAGGCCAUCACAGCCAUGACCCUAAUGACUGUAGCGAGUGCUGUGCUGGAGUUUGUGUGCGACCUCAUAUACAACAUCACCAUGAGCCUCAUACACACCUCAGUGCAGGGACUCGUCUUCCAGGCUGUGCUGAAACAAGAGAUUGCGUUCUUUGAUGGCAGUACAACAGGUGAACUAGUGUCCCGCAUCACCACAGACACCAACAGCAUGAGCGAGGCUCUGAGUGAGAAACUAAGUCUUGUGAUGUGGUACACAGCGCGUUUUGCCUUCCUUUUGUACUUCAUGGUGAGCCAAUCGUGGAAAAUGACCCUGCUCACUUGUAUGGGGCUGCCCAUCAUCUGGGUCAUACCUAAGCUCACUGGACACUUCCACCAGGCCAUUGCUGUAAAGGUUCAGGAGUCGCUGGCUAAAGCCAACCAGGUGGCCACAGAGACUUUCUCCAGCAUUAAGACAGUGAGGAGUUUUGCCAACGAGGAUGGUGAGACAGAGAGGUACAAAAAGCAGCUAGACGACACUUACACCCUUAACGAAAAGGAAGCAGCAGCAUAUGCAGCCUCUACCUGGGCCAACAGCAUGACCACUUUGGCCCUGAAGGUGUGUAUUUUGUACUAUGGUGGGACUCUUGUGACCAGGGGCACUGUUAGCAGUGGAGACCUGGUGUCAUUUGUCCUUUAUGAGCUACAGUUUACCUCUGCUGUCGAGGCUGUCAUGCGUUAUUAUCCAGAGGUGAAGAAGGCAAUCGGUGCCUCUGAGAAGAUAUUUGAGUAUUUAGACCGGAAACCUCAAGUACCUCCAGAUGGCACUUUGGCCCCUAAAAAUCUCAGGGGACACAUUCAGUUCAAAGAUGUCACAUUUUCCUAUUCUGGCAGUACAGAUGAAAACAGUGUUGUGCUUAAGAAUGUUUCUCUGGAGGUAAAGCCAGGCCAAAUCACUGCCCUUGUGGGGCUAAACAGAUCAGGGAAGUCCACCUGUGUCAAGCUGUUGGAGAGGUUUUACCAGCCCUGCUCAGGGAAGAUCCUGCUGGAUGGGGAACCUCUGACGAGCUACAAAGACCAAUACCUGCAUGACAAGAUUGCUGUGGUGAGCCAGGAUUGUGUGCUGUUUGCUCGUUCUGUGCGGGACAACAUCAAGUAUGGCUACGAGGAUGCCUCUGAUGAGGAGAUGUACAGGGCCGCCCGGCUGGCUAGUGCCCACGGGUUUAUCGAGCAGCUGUCAAAUGGAUACAACACAGACGCUGGGGAGAAGGGAGGCCAGGUGUCUGGAGGCCAGAAGCAACGUAUUGCUAUUGCUAGAGCUUUCAUCAGGCGUCCUAAAAUCCUGAUACUGGACAAUGCCACCAGUGACUUGGACACAGAGAACGAAUACCAGGUCCUCCAAGCUUUGUUGAACCAUACCAACAACUGCUCGGUGCUGCUGAUAUCCACUAAGAUGAGUAUUGCAGAGAAGGCCAAUCAUAUAAUUGUCCUCAACAACGGGAUGGUCGAGGAAGAAGGCAGUCAUGAUGAGCUGAUGAAGAAAGGUGGCCUUUAUGCUGACCUUGUGGAAAAGCAGAAUAGGGGCUUUCACCGUCAAGAAGAGGAGAGGAAUGAUACACAGUGAUAGAUGUGGGCAGAGGUUGAGUUGAGUUACAGGAAGGCUACUGGUUUAAAGUCCAGACUUAAUAGGAUAAAACUUAAGCCACACUUGUUGCAUAAAGAGCACCUUAAUUGUGAGACGGCACUUUAUACCACAUGUAUAGAGUUUUGACCCUUUAAGAUUGUUUCCCUUCUUCUUGUACCUCAGAAGUAGGUGAAGGUAUAGCAGAAAUCCCUACUCUAGAAUUCAAGAAUACUGACGGGGAAAAAUAUAGAUACCCUUUAGUCAGCAGCCCCUGAGCUAGCCCCAGACACUCCAUACCAUACCAUACCAACUUUAUUUAUAAAGCACUAAAAAACAACCAGAGUGGACCAAAGUGCUGUACAUUGC